This is a messenger RNA of Seminavis robusta, 7034 nucleotides long. The record is from the annotation of a GenBank genome assembly. NCBI's taxonomy places the organism in Eukaryota, Bacillariophyta, Bacillariophyceae, Naviculales, Naviculaceae.
CACAACGGCUUUUGCUUCCCACGGCUGCCUAAAUCCAGCUGCGGGUUCGCGAUCAGUUUAGUUUGGCGCAGAGAUUAGUCUACGCUUCCAGCAGAUAUUAUCUUCAACAACAAGAUGACGAUGAGGUUACUAUUACCACCACUACCCGCCUUGUUCUUGUUGUGCUGCCUGGCAUGGACAACCACCGCCGUGGACUCGAGUCAAUGCCCUUCGUUUGGCAGCAAUGAUAUCCUCACUCUGAAAGACUUUGUGGGGGUGUCAGCAGGGCGAGUGGUGGGAACCAUCCGAACCGACAAUGCCGACAGUGUACCGACGCAGGCUUAUGUGAACAGUCUCCACGGAACAACAUCCCACCGUCCCACCAACAUUUUGGACCAGCUCUUGGAAGCUCAAGUGGUCUCGGAUGCUGGAUCGGAUCUGACGGCCAAUGGCGCCGAUAGUACGGCAUCCCACGACAGCUGCAAUCGGUUGCCCUUGACGCCGAGUAACUGCUAUGUGAGACGUUUGACGACGUCUUCGGCUGUCUUGGAGGAGCUUUUGGUCAUGACACCCUUUACAGUCCACGUGUUGGAUGCCAUUCUCAACACUGUGGGGUUCUUUCAGGAGUUGGACAUUCCAGGGCUGUUGGAAACGCUUGAAAUUCCAGUAUCCUUUGACCAGAGCUUGAUGAACAAGAAGCGUCGAGCGUUGAUGACUCCUCUACCCGACGAGACUCGUGCGGCCUUAACCCAUUACAUGGAGGAACGCAAGAAACUUGGGCUUCGUUCGGACCACGGAGGACAAGAGCCAUUGGCUGCCUUGCAUCGGCAACUAUUGCAGCACCCAUUCGGAAACUCUGAUGAAAUAGAUCAUGACGCUAAGGAAGAUUCUCCACAGUUCCCGACUGCUGCCUAUUUGCAAAAGAACCCUUCCUUCUUGAGAGGCAAGCAGCAAGAACAACACGCACGAAACCUACAAGCCUCCAACGCCACGGAUCCGCCGGAAGAUUAUGACUUUACUGAUUCCAGUCAACUUGGAACGAUUACGGUGUCAAACCUCAUUGAAUACUUUUUGGCUGUCACAGAUUUUCUCAUGGACUACGGCUCCUCCUCCACCGAUGAUGAUGGUUCCACCUGUAUCGUAUACAACAAUGAAACCUUUGGAAUUGCCUCACAGCCAAGCUUUCCACCACCGGUUGUGUAUGACUUUUGCAACUGCGCCAGUGGAGCUAUGGGGCUGUUUCCACUGUGCCCGAUUCAAUCCACCAUUGGAGGCUUUGCCGUCACUCGUGUCGCCAACAAGCUACACUAUAAUUACGCUCAUUUGUUGGGGGGACCUCUACCAGCUUCCAUUCCUGUCUUUGAUGGCUAUGGUCAACAGCCAUUUAGCAGCACGGGUGAUGUUUGGGUUGGUACUGAUCUCAAGAUUGACAUGCAACCGUUUGGAAUCGUCAGUCCUGGCGGGGGUGGCAGGCUCAAUGCCGGGUCUAGUGUUCUUGCGUGUGCUGGAAUUCAGUUGCCGGGGGUUGCGUUGCCGGCUGCAGCAAACUUGCAAAGUUUCGGAGGAGAGCUCAAGAUGACAUCGUCCCUUUUUGUCAAUCUACCAGACAGUACUAACCCCCCUCAUGAAUUGGAGUUUGUCUUUGCAAUGGAAUUGCACGAGCAAUCGGUCCGAGUGGGCGACAAUGACUUUUUCAACUUUACCCUCAUCCCUGCCUAUGGAGUAGGCCGAUUCGAUAGCGCCAAUCCUAACUGCGAUCCCAGUGGGUUUUUCAUUUCUCAAGAGUCCAUUCUGAUGAGCCUGUCGUUCUCGGGGGCAAUGAAACCCAUUGUCAAUGGGGUGACUCCGGUCGCGAGUGCACAUGUGGAUUGGGGUUUCAUUUUGUCGGGGAAUGAUUUUGCCGGGCAAAGCUCGUUCCUGAGGACACAUAUUGACUUUGAAUGGAUUGGCAUUGCCUCGAAGGGAACGUUGACCUUUCAGGUUGUGGAUAACAACGAACUGGCUCGCAGGGGGAACUACGAAUCCAACCAAUGCUGCACAGCCCCACCUUGCACUCUUGCCACAGACCCACUUCGAAUUCCUGUCAGCAGAAAUAGGGAUCUACCAGUGGUCGACUUUGAAAUUCAGGUUGGGGAUGUCGUGUCUUGGGGAAUGCUCACGUUGGAUGAUGUUUCGAUGGGCUUCACGUACCAGGCAGAACAAGAUCCACUCAUUGUCUUUCACUGCAACAUGCUGGUCCCCGGCUUGGAAUCUGUACCCGCCUCGAUCGUUCUUGAUGCGGAUGUCACUGGAACGUGGACGGCUGGUUUCUUGGCAUCACUCCUGGACAUUGUCACAUUUCCCAUUUCAGUUUCCGGCUCGAACAUCUUACAACUGGGCUCGUCAGGAAGCCUUGAAAUCCUCGGCGACUGGGAUGUGUUCUUCCACAUCGAUUGGGCGUCUCCAGUUUGGUCGUCGAGAUUGGAAGCCCUUGUGUUGGCUGGCCUACCCGAGGCUUCCGUCAUCUCGACAGAAUCCGUGUCUGAGGCACCUCAGGCUGCACCUGUCAUUGUGGAGACGGCUCCUCCCCAAAACAUUACAUCACGACAAGGGGGAAAUAAUCAGCUCCCGUUCUGGGAAGAUAUCGUCAAGCUCAGCAAGGACGCUGGCGGAUGCCUUGAAAGUAUUGUGAAGAGCAUAGAUCAGAAGUUGAAUAAUGUUGUCGACCUCUUGACGGCAUUGCAAAUUCUGAGCGGUAUUCUGGAAACUGGAGUGCCUGGAGGACCGACCAAUACACUCUUUGCGAUCGAAGUAACUGCUUCCCUGGACUCAACCGAGAUUGCCAAUUUGCACGAGGCAUUUUUGACAACACGGACACUUCUGGUGGAUGGAAACUUGGAGUCGAUUGCUGAUACUCUUCAUUCGCUUGGAUAUGACUUUGAACAUACAUUCGGUCUGAGGUCUACAGCAGACAAGAAAAGGGAGAAGACAGGACAAAAGGAGGCUUACUUUGAAUGUGAAGUACAAUAUCUUGAGUGGGACGUUUGCCUGGACCUGUUUGGACGCAACGCGAAUUGUUCUAAAGCGCAAAGCGGCAACUUCCCCGAGCCAAGUUGUUUCGUCGAAGGUGCUUUGAAGCUGCAUGAAGCCCAUGCUUUGAUCAGAGACGCCGAGCUGUAUCAAAGCAACUGCGGUCCAACUGUUGUCGAUCGAACUGACAUGACACUAACUCCGGGAAUGAUGACGUUGACUGCUCCAAGCAUAUUCGGCCUUGACGAUGAAAACUGCCAAGUGCCAUUCUCGGUCACUUUCGCCAGAGCAUCCCCCGACGGAAGGCAGCAAGUUACUUCUGUCCAAGGUGUCUCCUCCGGGUGCCUGGAAUUUGGUUCUGUGGACGCAAUCACGUCCUCCGUAUCAACGCUUCUGACAGAUGCGGCAAACAGGGUGAUUCAGGUUUUGUCGGGUGCGAUGACGGGUGAUCUUUGCAUCCUCCCUGAUGAGAGAGUGUGCGGCGAGCCCACUUUGACUGUGUACGACCAACAAGAAAGUCACACUCUGACCUGCCUGGACGAUGUCACAGCUCUAAACCUGCAACAACUAUUUGGCCAGAGCGUGUUUUCGGUUGACACCAGUUGUAAUUCAAUUCCCUCGCCAAUCUUUUCUUUUGAGACGGACGAUAGGAAAAAUCAAAUGAACGAGGACGGUUGUGGUCCUUUGGAGAUGAAAGUGGCAAGGAUGGCUACGGACUGCUGCGGUGAAGACACUGAACCAAUCGAGCACACGUUGCUUGUAGAGAGAUUACCGCCAAGGUUCACGUCAACGGCUGGUUCACUGGACGUUUCUUUGGGAUGCGACGUUAACAUUCACCCCUCAGUCACUGGAGUCCCUGAGUAUGAACGUGGCUGCAUCGAUGCCGUUCAGAGUCUCACUGUGGCUGAUACGUCUUCGUACAACACAACGACGUGCGCCACGACAAUCGAGCGAACAUUCAUCCUUCAAGACGACGGCUGCGAGCUCACCGAACAAACGUUCGUUCAAAAGAUCACCCUGGAAGACACUUAUGUUCCACAAUUUGACCUCUUUCCUGAAAACGUCACCUUGAAAGUGUUUGAUCCAUAUGGGCCGGACUUGACAGGCUUCCCAACAGCCUUCCAACGGUGCGGAGCCAGUCCUGUGGAGAUCACAUACGAGGACAGAAUUGUUUCUACAGCAGGCGACAGUGACUGCUCAGAAGAAUUCACAAUCGUUGAGAGGGUUUUUACCGCUACUGAUCUAUGUGGACGGUACACAACCCGCUCCCAAACGAUUCGAAUCGGAAAUGUGGAACCUCCAUUUGAAGAAAAGUCCUUUAGUUUCGUCUACGCCGGCCAAGAGCUCAUCCUCGAUGGCGUCAACACCACCAGCUGUCUUUUGAAUAGCAAUGCGUGUGGCAUUUGGGGUGCACCUGACAAUCAAUGCUCCUCUGCUUCCAAUGACGAAUUCUCCGAAUACCAAACAUGGUUGUCCAGCCGUGGGGGUGACCUGGCCGGUGGACCGCGUCGCACAUCCUGUGAAUGCCCUCAGGGCGACCGAGAUUGUCAGAGGCAGGUGGACCGAAACGCAGCGUUUGUAUACGGCACACAGCCGGUCACGGGCGCGAACGAUUUGGAGUAUUGCAGUGCAGAGGAAACAGAGGUGGCAACUAGCACCCUUCCCGGCACGGCAGUCCCCACAACAGGUCCUUGUCCCCAUACUGACUUUGGGACGACGUGCAGCAUGGCGCAACUGACCGGAACUGAUCCUGUGUACAACGUCUUUACACUGCAAGCCGAAAGUCUGGCAGCCUUUACCAUUAGCAUUGAUGCACCCACCACAAGCUUUGUGUUGAUCAAUGUCGUGAGCUCCUCCGACCCCGUCACAGUCGAGAUCCAGCCACAAGUGCAGGGUGUGGUGUUGCGUCAAGGAAUGGAUCCUUCCCGUGUUCUGUGGAACUUUGAGCCUGCGGUCCACCUUGUCAGUGUCACCGAUCCUCCUCGUUCGUCGCCCUAUCUGUUCUUUGGCACCCUGUUGAACCGACUUGGUUCAAUGCGGUUUGACGCCCAAGGACAACGUGCCGAAUUCGUGGGUCAAAUUUUUGUCAAUAACCUUCAUCUGACACAACUGCGAUUUGAAUGCGGAGGCCACUUUGUGGGAUUACGACCUCAAAGCUGCGGCCCUGGGCAAGGAGCAUCUUCAGAAGAACAACCAGCCAGCGGCCUGGGUAACAUUCCACAACCAAAUGUUCGAAGGAGCGACGAUUUUGGCUUUUGAGCGAGCGUCUCUUGUGUGUUGCCGCCUUAUUCUUUUCACAUCAUCUAUGUAGUUGCAUAAAUCUCAGCAUUCAUUUUACAAACGUUAACUCAACUAAAAUAAACAAAGACUGAGGUAUCGGUUUCGACAUGAACACCCAAAGAAAACUACCAUCAACCCAGAGCAUCCCACCACCCAAACUAUACAAGCAUUUUUACUAUUUUGUGGAUUGACUUUUUGAUUAAUUGUUGCAGUUUCAAUAUCUUUGUUUGGCUUGUGCAAUGCACGUUUUGCGCCACCCCUUGGUAUCAAUGGGAUGCGUCAAUUCACUGGCAUCCGGAUCUUCCUUCCAAAUUUUGAUGGUCUUGUCGGCUUCUCCCGUAAUGAGCCGUGUCCCGGUCCCAUCAAAACAGGCCGCCAUGACUCCAUUCUCCGCUUCCAGUGAUCCCGGUUGCACUUUGGAUUGUCCUGUUUGGAAUUGAUAUCCACUCGUGUAGUCCCAAAAUUGCAUCGAUCCAUCGUCGCCUCCGGUGACCAGUACCCCAUCGUCAUUGACGGCCAUGGAAUCGACAAUUUUUUCAUUGUGCCGCGAAUAGUUUUUGAGAAAUUUUCCGUCUUUUGCUUGCCACUGUUUGACACAAUCGGCGGCGCCACUGGCAAAUGUAUUUUCAAAGGACGGUGCCGCCACGGCGCGAAUGGAUUUUUGAUGAUGCGUGAGUGUGGUUUGACAUUUUCCGGCAAUUAAAUCCCACAGUUUAAUGGUACAAUCGUGCGAUCCGGUAAUGAUUUGUGGAUCGGUCGCCUUGGUGAGGAGACAGGCAACGGUAUGAUCGUGUCCGGUCAAACAAUGAAUUUGAUGUUUGGUGCGCAUAUCCCAGACACGGGCGACGGCAUCGCGUCCUCCCGUGACGAGAAUAUCGAGUGUGGGAUGGAGUGAGAGACAAAAUACGCCACUCAAGUGUCCGUGAUAGUGUCGAAUGACUUGGUUGGUUUCGAGAUCCCAGCAUUUGACUUGCUUGUCUUCGGCACAACUAAAGAGAUACGGAUGUCGCGGCGAGAAUGCCAAGCCACGGACGGGAGAAAUGUGUCCUGUCAAUGUCAAUUGCAGAGCAUCGUCGGCUCCGACAGAUGCCUUGGGGAAAUUCCAAAUUUUGAUGGUGCGGUCUCCACUGCCCGUGGCAAAGAGUUUGUUGGACGGAUCAAAGGCGAUCGAACGGACCCAACCCAAAUGCGAUGACAGUACUGUAGCCAAUUUCCAAGGAGCAUGCCACGUAGGAGUGGGAACCUUGAUACCACCGGAAGUGUUGUCUCGUUUCACCAAAAUUCGAUUUUCAUUUUGGGCUUCAUUGUCGUCGUCUUGUUUGGAAAUGGAAUCGUACGUGAUCAAGGCACCGGAUUCACUCCUCGUCUUGACGUUGGCAUCAUCAUCAGCAUCAUCAUCAUCCACAGUUGCAACAGCCACCAACGCCGAACUGGUCUUGCUCUUCUUUUUGGUGCUGCUCUUUUUGCCUUCCGCUCCCUUGCCCGCGGCACUGCCCAACAGGUAGCGUUUGCGUCGUUCCAUCGAUGCCAAAUACACGUCGUCUUGGACAAUCACAUCGGUCGCCAAGAACGCAUCUGCAGGCGAACGGUCAAACAAGAUGCGGGCUCGUUUCAACGACGAAAGAGACGAUUGAGGAGCAUACUCGGACAUGGUGGUGGUUGCUUGUCUCGUCUUGUCUUUCCGUUGUCUGUGUUGGUUUUGUGUUUCGUGUUUUGUAGCUGUUGUUCUCUGCCGGCUGCAGCAGUUUGUUGCAGGCUACAGUAGC